AUGUCACUUCACAGUACCAAUUUGGACAGUAUAUUACCUCUUGUGAACAGAGGUAAGGUCAGAGACAUCUACGAAGUCAAUGCGUCUACUCUUUUGUUUGUAGCCACUGACAGGAUCUCCGCCUAUGAUGUGAUUAUGGAAAAUGGCAUCCCUAACAAGGGUAAGAUCUUGACAAAAUUAUCUGAGUUCUGGUUUUCUUUCUUAUACAACUAUGCACACAACCAUUUGUUGUUAGAACCUCACUGUGACGAAGAUGAGAUCUUUAAGCACUUGCCUGCUGAAUUGUCUGAGCAUAAGUACAAGCAGCAGUUGGUCGGAAGAUCAUUGCUUGUAAAGAAGAUGAAGCUCAUUCCUUUGGAGGUGAUUGUCAGGGGAUACGUAACUGGCUCUGCUUGGAAGGAGUAUAAAAAGCUGAAGACCAUUCAUGGAAUCCGAAUUGCUGAAGAUUUGCAAGAAUCCCAGGAACUUUCCACUCCUCUCUUCACGCCUUCUACCAAAGCUGAACAAGGUGAACACGACGAGAAUAUCACUCCUGAGCAGGCACAGAAACUUAUUGGUAAAGAGCUUUGUGACAAAGUUGCGAAGAUAGCCAUUGACCUCUAUACUAAGGCGAAGGAAUACGCUAAAGGCAAGGGCAUAAUCAUUGCUGACACCAAAUUCGAAUUUGGUUUGGAUGAAAACGACAAUGUCGUGCUUGUUGAUGAGGUUUUGACCCCGGACUCCUCCAGGUUCUGGAAUGCGUCCAAGUAUGAAGUGGGCAAGUCUCAAGAGUCUUACGACAAGCAAUUCUUGAGAGAUUGGUUGACUUCCAACAACUUGAACGGCAAGGAUGGUGUUUCCAUGGAUAAGGAUAUCGCAGAAAAGACCAAAGAAAAAUACGUUGAGGCUUACGAAGCUUUGACUGGCAAUACCUGGAAAGAUUAG
This is a messenger RNA of Candidozyma auris, 924 nucleotides long. RefSeq names its product phosphoribosylaminoimidazolesuccinocarboxamide synthase (gene ADE1). Gene Ontology annotation, cellular component: cytoplasm. Lineage: Eukaryota; Fungi; Ascomycota; Pichiomycetes; Serinales; Metschnikowiaceae. The record is from RefSeq and is a predicted model, not a curated record. Gene Ontology annotation, molecular function: phosphoribosylaminoimidazolesuccinocarboxamide synthase activity. Gene Ontology annotation, biological process: 'de novo' IMP biosynthetic process. Bases 1 to 924 code for a protein of 307 amino acids. The transcript has a single exon.